Alligator sinensis (Chinese alligator) is the source of this 2713-nucleotide messenger RNA. It is a transcript of the gene CTF1, whose product is annotated as cardiotrophin 1. The record is from RefSeq and is a predicted model, not a curated record. Lineage: Eukaryota; Metazoa; Chordata; Crocodylia; Alligatoridae. The transcript is spliced from 2 exons. Bases 76 to 741 code for a protein of 221 amino acids.
UGACCUGGGCCCCUAGGGGGGGACCCAGACCCCUGGAGCGGUGGUUGGGAACGUCCUGGGGUGGGGGUGUCCUGGAUGCCUGGGUUUUUGAGGGAGGGGAUGGGGUCCUGGAUGCCCAGUCCCCCCCACCCACUGCGACUCCCCCAUGCAGCCGGGACUCUCCUGCUCUGCCUGGUGCUGGCCCAAGCAGCUGCGGAUCCCACCGCUAACGCCAUUGCCCAGGCCUACAGCCUGGCCCGGCUGCUGCAGGCCGAUGCCACCGACUUGCUCCAGGCUUAUCUGAGCGCCCAGGGCCCCCCCUUCAGUACCCCCGGCUUUGCAGUGCCGGCGCUGGGCUGGGCUGGAGUCCCUGGCGCUGCCCUGCCCUUUCCUUCCUGGCGGGGCCUGGGGGACGGGGAGCGUCUCCGUGGCAACCAGGUGGCUUACACGGCCUACGAAGCCUUCUUGGCAGUAGUGGCGGACGACCAGGCCCAGCUGCACCCGGGGAGGCCCCAGCUCCUGGCUCGCCUGGCCCAGGCCCGGGUGCGGGUGCGGGGCCUGAGAGCUAGCCUUGACACUGUCAUGGCUGCUCUGGGCGUGGUGCCAGGCACCGGGCCCCCACCGGUUGCUGUGGUGACCGCCAACCAGGCCUCAGCCUUUGAGAGGAAGUGCCGGGGCUACGUGGUCUGCCGCGAGUACCAGGCCUGGCUGGGCCGCACCGUCCGGGACCUCACCCUGCUCAGGGCCAAGUACCUGGCCUAGGACGCCUCCAUGCCACUUCCUGUGGGCUGGCAAGAUGGCCGCCCCACUUCCGGUUGGCGUAGGUGACAGCCAAGCCACUUCCUGUUGGCGUGGACAAUGGCUGGAGGCACUUGCUAUGGGCCUGGAUGAUGCCUGACUCUACUUCCUGUUGGCCUAGGCAAGAGCCAAGACACUACCUGUUGGCCUGGACUUCCUGGUGGCUUACAGCGGCCAUCCUACUUCCUGUUGACUGCUCCAAUGGCCACGCCACUUCCUGUUGGUCCCUGCUAUCACCAAGGUACUUCCUGCUGGCUGGGCAGACUUGCACCUCACUUCCUGUUGACCCUGCCAGUGGCCAGCACUCUUCCAGUUGCCCUUUGGCUGUGCCCCAAGCUCCCUGCGGGCAGGGUUGGGCACUUCCUGUCCCAAAGGCCUCUCUGCCCAUUUCACAGAUGGGGAAACUCAGGCAGGACCACAACUGAGCUGUCUGGCCUGGCUGGACAAGGUGAAUCCUCUCUCUCUUGCGACGGUGACCACGCAAAUGACCUUAGUUAACGUGCAAAUCUCCUGUGGCAGUGACAGGGCAGCAGAGAGGGAGGAACGAACUGUGCCCAGUUGAUAGCAGCCAUUUAAAGAGCAGCUGGAUGUCAACAGCGUCUGGGCGUCUCCACACAGCCAGCUCUUGGGUGGGGUGGCUGGAGACUGUCUGCAUAUAACACUGGAGAGAGGGACUGUAAUGUGGCCAGCUCUGGGGUGGAACAACUGAGGUACGGCAGCAUGUAAUGCUGCAUAAGGAGACAGGGAUGCAGCCAGCUGUGGGGUGGAACAGCUACAUAACAGGGGCGUAUAACACUCUAUAGGGAAGCCUGGGAUGCAGUCAGCUCUGGGGAGGGACAACUGAGGUAUGACUGCAUAUAACACUGUAUAGAGAGGGCUGGGAUGCAGCCAGCUCUGGGGUGGACUUGAGGUAUGGCUGCAUAUAACACUGCAUAGGGAGGAUUGGGAUGCAGCCAGCUCUGGGGUGGAAUUGACUUAUGCCUGCAUGUAACACUGUACAGGGAGACAGAGAUGCAGCCACCUCCAGGGUGGAACUGAGCUACAGCUGCAUAUAACACUGUGUAAGGAGGGCCAAGAUGCAUGUAGCUCUGUGGUGGGGUGACUAGAGAACAGCUACAUAUAACACUCCAUAGGCAGGCUGGGAUGCAGCCAGCUCUGGGGUGGAGCAGCAUGGGGGGUGGAGACUAGCCACUUGGGUUCUCCUCACAACCAGAGAAAUUGACCAAUCAAAGCCCCCCUGGGGCUGUCUUCGAGACCCAGCAGUGUUCAGACCACGAAUCAGCACGAGUCAUUGUCACCCUCCUUUAAAUAAUUCAUAUAUGCAGGUGUCCACCACCCCUGUGUCCGGUCACCCCCACUCAUCCGUCCACCUACUACCCACCAUCCCUCCCACUUACCUACCCAGCACCUCUGGGGUGGGACCACUAGAUGGCAGGUGCAUAUAACACUGCAGGGGGGAGCUGAGAUGCAGCCAGCUCAGGGGUGGAAGGAGGAAUGGCUGCACAUAACACCGCCUACAGACACCCCAGAUGCAGCCAGCUCUGGGGUGGGGAGACUAGGUAAGAGACGCAUAUAAGACUCCACAUAGGGCUGAGAUGCAGCCAGCUCUGGGGUGGAGUGGCUGGGGAACAGCGGCACGGGGAGGGCCGGACGCCUGGAAACCAACCAAUUAAAGCCCCUUGGGGCCGUUUUCAAGAUCCCACCAUGUUCAGACCGCGAAUCGUCACGUGUGAUCAUUGCCCUCAUUUACAUAAUUAACAUAUCCAGGUGUCCACCAGCCACGUGCCCAGUCACCCCCUCCUCACCUGUCUGCCACUACCCACCACCCCCUUCUCCGCCCGCCCAACUCCUCAGCCAGCCACUCAUCCGCCAGUCCACUUACCUGCCACCCCUCCGGCCUCCCACUCACCUACCACCAUCUCCUCCUGCGUCCCCU